This is a messenger RNA of Didymodactylos carnosus, 5166 nucleotides long. Lineage: Eukaryota; Metazoa; Rotifera; Eurotatoria; Philodinida; Philodinidae. The record is from the annotation of a GenBank genome assembly.
AUGGCCUCAUCCGAACUGUCCGAUGGGCUCCUUAGAUCCGAUUUAUCCACGCCUGAAAAACUAAAUGGAAUUCCCUCACCAUCAUCAUCAUCAAACACAUUCCAUUCUCUUUCGACACAAGCACAAAUUUGGGCGUUAUAUGGGCAACGUCAACAACAACCAUUCGUGAAUUAUAAUCAAUGUCCAACUCCAUUUCCCCCUCCUACAUCAAAACCACCAAAAACUAUCACGUUUCAACCGCCAGAACAAGACACUUUAGAUAAAAAUUAUUUUGAAACAUUUGACAUCGAUAACAAAGCUCAGAGUCCGCAAAAAGAAAAAACUAAUGAUGAAAUUCCUUCUUUCGGUCUUCAACCGCCACCGACGGUCACAACUAGAAACAAUAAUUCUCCAGAUUUAAUCGAUAUGAAUAUGGAUGUUAACAACAACAAUAAAAAUGAUCUUUCCAAAGCAAACAUAAUCGAAUUCUUUGAUCCAGUGAAACGAUUGCAAAGAAAUUUAGACCAGACCAGUCGACCUCAUUCUUGGCCGUACAAUUUAACACAAGCAGGAAGUCCUAAAACUGAAACUCCUACCAUUAGUCCUGUUACAAGUGAACAAAGGAAAAUUGAAAAAGAACAUUUUGUAGAAAAAACAAGUUCACCGACAUCACCUCCUAUUCGUCUAUCAAACCCAAACUAUUAUCCCUAUCCAAUUAGAUUAAAAUUUGAACUAUCUACGUUCGAUGAAAUAAAAGCAUUUAGUGAUCUUGUACAAAAAAUUAAAAGUGAACGAUCCGAUAAUCAACAAAAACAGCCAUCUUUUGAUCAAUCAAAAGAUGAUCUAUUUUAUUGUGAACGUGUAAAUCGUUUAACACCUCAACAUUUAGAACAAAAACAUAGUAUUGUAACAAUUCAAAUAUACGCAAAUGGUUCUAAAGAACCGUUACGUUUAAAUAAUAUCAGUUUAAUGUCAACUGUUGAACAUCUAUUAUAUCAAUUAUUAGAACUAAUUCAAUUUGAUUUACCAAAUGCUUUAUUAAAAUUACGUAAUCGUGAAGAAUAUUUACGUAAUGAAGAUGUUUUAUGUGAUAUUGAAUAUGUUUACAAUUGUUUACAAUCGUUACAACCGUUACAAUUUGUUCUAACAGAACGUCCACCUUAUUGUAAUCAAACUCCACAAACGACAAUAUCAUCAAAAUCAUUUGAACAAUUUUGUAUUGAACAACAAGAUGAACACUAUCGACAUUCAUACGAUAAUUUGCAAACAUCUUCUAGUUCAACAUCAACGGGUUUAUCAAGAACAUUAUCGACAAGAUAUCCAACAAUGACGAAUCAACCAAAUUUAGCUCGUUCAUCACAUGCACCAUUUCUAGCAUCUGAUCCAUUAUGGUUAAAAGCAUUUAAGCAGGAUAUCGAUUUUAUUUUGAAACAAGUUGAACAACGAAUUAAUAAAUUAUUAUCAUUUUUAUUAGAUCAAAAUACUACAAAUAAUCUUGAGGUUGAACAACGGAAAAUAAUCAAUGAAUUAUUUGGUUUUAUCAAAAAUAUUCAAGUAACAUGCUCAUAUAUUGAAUCAUUUUUAAUUGUUGAAAAACAACGAGAAUUACGAUUAUACAUUGAUAAAAUAACAAGACAAUCUUUAUCAAAGGAAAUAUCCUCUGAAUUAUCGUCAGCUAGUAACAAUAAAGAGUUAAUUAGAUUAUUAUAUGAACUUGUUGUUACUCUAGUCAAUUAUGUGAGAACAUAUUGUAAUUCGUAUUUAAUUCCAUAUAAACUUUAUUUAAAUGAUGAACAAAAUAAUGAUAUUAAUAUCGAACAAUUAGCGAUAGCAUUACAAAAACAAGAUCAAUCAUAUUUAAAUGUUGAACAAAAAGUAAAAUGUCCAAUUACAGAAUCAUCUGAAUCAUUUCGAGUUUAUAUUGAUGGUCUAUUUUGUUUAGCCGGUGACAAUUGGCCUCAAUAUAAAUCUUUACGUGUUGUUUGUCGUCUAUGUUAUGGUAAUCGUACAAAAAGUCGACAAAUAACAGAUUUAAUGUCAAUUAAAAUUCAACCAAAGUAUCCAUUAUUAUCAUCAUCUACUAACAGUCACAUGUCAGCCAGUUUAAAACCACAAGUAUUAUUUGAUCAAUGGUUAUCAUUUCAUGAUGCACAAUUAUGUGAAUUACCGAGGGAAGCUGUGCUAAUGUUUGAAAUAUUUGCACUUGAAAAAACAGAUGUAAAUAGUAGUGGUAAUGGUUUACCAGUAACACAACAUUAUCAAUCUUUAACAAUGAUGACUGACGGUUCACAAAUGAAAUUAAUUGGUUGGUGUUCUCAAUCACUAUUUGAUGAUAAAAAUUGUUUAAUACAAGGUGAAAAAUAUUUGGGCGUAUUUUCAUCUGAAACAUCGAUGCCAACAGGAUUCUAUUCAUUGAGAAAUGUUUAUGAUAGAGAUUGUCCAAUAUUGAGUGUUACAUUUUUAAUGGAAAAUAGUAUUAUGUAUAGAUGGCCAGAUAUAAAACCAAGAGGUGAUAUGAAAAUAGAAAAUUUUACAAAAUUAGAUCAUACUAAACAGGAAAAAUUGAGUAAAUUAUUAAAAACACCAUCAUUACUUAUUAAUGAUCAUAAAUCAAUGUAUAUUAUAAAUAAUGGAGAUAUUCAGUAUAAAAAAUCACCAGAAUUACAACAACGUCAACAAUCAAAAGAACGAGCAAUUGCAUUUAACUAUGAAACAGAUUUUUCAGAUGAUGAAGCUCAUUUAAUCUGGUCAUGUCGUCAUUGUCUGAUUCAACAAUCUUAUGCAUUACCAAAAAUUUUAAGUUCUCGUCAUGUCUGGGAUUAUCCAUCAUUAAUUGAUAUCUACGGUGUUCUCGAAGAAGUAAAACGUGAUCAUCCAAUUGAUUUAUUAGAAUCAUUUGAAUUAUUAUUACCAUCAUUUCCCGAUAUGUCUGUACGUCAAUUUGCUUAUAAAUCAUUAUUUUCAAAUUUAAACGAUUAUAAUCUCAGUUUGUAUCUACCACAAUUAUUACAAAUAAUUAAAUAUGAUUAUCUUUUAUGUUUUGGUGAUAAUUCAUCUGUACAAGAAUAUCUUCUUAAAUCUUCGUUAAAUGAUCCUCGUCUUCUACAUAAACUCUACUGGCAAUUACAACAAUUAUUAGUCUAUGAAAAAGUUCAUUAUUUAAAAUAUUAUUAUUUUCUCAUGUCAUUGCUAUAUUUAAUUGAUGAUAAAUUUCGUCUCGAAUUAAAACGUGAAUAUGAAAUGUGUACAAUACUUAAACAAAUUGCAUUCAAUUUAAAACAUAAAAAAAAUGCACAACGUACAUUAUUUUUACAUGAACAAUUGAAAAUAUUUGAUGAACAAUUUUUUCAAAAUGGUAAACAACCAUGUCGAUUACCUUGUCAAUUUAAUUUUAUGUCAAAUGGUUUGGAUAUACAAUCAUGUACUUAUUUUAAAUCAUUAACAUCACCAUUAAAAUUAGUUUUUAAUCCAAUUGAUUCUGCUUGUGACAAAUAUUAUUCAAUAUAUAAAAAUGGUGAUGAUUUAAGACAAGAUCAAAUUGUUAUUUUGUUACUUAAUUGUAUGGAUUAUUUAUGGAAACAAAAUGAUUAUGAUUUCAGAUUAAUUUUAUUUAAUGUUGUUCAAACAUCAAAUCGAUGUGGAUUUAUCGAAAUGGUGACAGAAUGUGAAACAUUAAGAGAAAUAGAAUCCAAAAAUGGAGUUGUUAAAGGUGCAUUCAAAGAUGAAUCAUUGGCAGAUUGGUUGAAACUACAUAAUCCAACAGAUAUCGAAUAUAAAAAAGCGGUGGAAAAUUUUACAUAUAGUUGUGCUGGUUAUUGUGUUGCUACGUUUAUUCUUGGAAUUGGAGAUAGACAUAACGAUAAUAUUAUGUUAAAACAAUCAGGACAUCUAUUUCAUAUUGAUUUCGGAAAAUAUUUGGGAGAUACACAAAAGUUUGGAUCAUUCAAUCGUGAUCGUGCACCAUUUAUAUUCACAAAAAACAUGUGCUAUGUUAUUAAUGGUGGUGAAGUAUCUGGUCAAUCAUUUCAUCGUUUUGUUGAUUUAUGUUGUGAUGCAUUUUCUAUCAUCCGUCAAAAUAGAAAUUUAUUACUAUUACUUUUAACUCAUCUAUGUGAUUCAAAUAUUCCUGGUUUAACGUAUGAUGCUGUUAGAUUUGUCUACGAUCGUUUAUUACCAACAAUUAGUAAUGUUGAGAGUAUAACACAAUUUACACAUUUUCUAACAGAAAGUUUAAAUAAUUCUUGGACACAAAUUAAUUUUGCUAUUCAUUCGAUUGCACAAGGAAAUCUUGGUAAUACAAACACUCCCUCAUCGGCUGGUCAUAGUCUACUGUCAUUUGUACCAAAAACAUUUACAAUUGCCACAGAUGGACGAGUUAAAUCGGCACAAGUUGUCGGCUAUGAAAAACGAUCAAGACCAGUUAAACAUUAUAUUUAUAAGAUUAAAGUUGAACGUAUUCAUACUGAUAAUUUAACAUCGACAAAAAACCAACAAAUUACCUACGUUUAUCGUACGGCAAUGGAAUUUUUUGAAUUUCAUGAAAAAUUAACGAAACAAUUUCCAUUAAUCGGUGUUGAAUUAAAAUUUGCACAUAGAAAUGAAUAUAAAACUGUGGCACAAACAAGAGUGGUGCAUUUAAAUACAUAUCUAACAAGUUUGUUUAAUUUGGCUAGCGAAAUUGUUGAAUCAGACCUCGUUUGUACUUUCUUUCAUACGAUUGCACGUGAUCAACAAGCGACUGAAUUACGUCCAAAAUCAAAUGAUUCGACAACACAUGCUUAUGAUUUACAAGCCUCUCAAGCAAAAAUAAAAAUUCAUUUAAAAUAUGAAGAGGGCAAAUUGUUUAUAUCUAUCAGAUAUGCAAGUAAUUUGCCUCUGCGUGGUGGUGCACUACCAAAUCCCUAUUGUAAAUGUUAUUUGUUUCCCGAUGCAGAUAAAUCAACUAAACGAAAAGGAAAAAUUGUACUUGGAUCAAAAAAUCCGACAUUCAAUGAUAUGUUUACUUAUGAAAUGCCGUUACACGAAAUUCAACGUCGUGUCUUACGUGUAAGUGUAUGGAAUUCUGGAUUGUUGCCAACAAAUGAUAACUUGGGAGAAGUUGAUAUUGUUUUGUCAAAAAUCGAUUGGUCAAAAGAAAAUGCAAGAGAUUACGUGUUUAAUACACCUGAAGCAUGGAUUGAUACAUGA